Messenger RNA from Mesoplodon densirostris (Blainville's beaked whale), 1455 nucleotides. It is a transcript of the gene HTR2B, whose product is annotated as 5-hydroxytryptamine receptor 2B. Gene Ontology annotation, cellular component: plasma membrane; dendrite. Gene Ontology annotation, molecular function: neurotransmitter receptor activity; G protein-coupled serotonin receptor activity. Gene Ontology annotation, biological process: chemical synaptic transmission; smooth muscle contraction; vasoconstriction. NCBI's taxonomy places the organism in Eukaryota, Metazoa, Chordata, Mammalia, Artiodactyla, Ziphiidae. The transcript is spliced from 3 exons. The record is from RefSeq and is a predicted model, not a curated record. The coding region runs from base 16 to 1455 and encodes 479 amino acids.
AAAGAAAAACAACGAAUGGCUCUCUCUUAUAGAAUAUUCGAACAACGCACAAUUCCUGAGCACAUUUUGCAGAGCUCAUUUGACCAUUUAAUAUCUUCUAACUGGUCUGGAUUACAGACAGAAUCGAUACCAGACGAAAUGAAACAGAUUGUUGAGGAACAGGGAAAUAAGCUGCGCUGGGCAGCUCUUCUGAUACUCAUGGUGAUAAUACCCACAAUUGGUGGAAACAUCCUCGUUAUUCUGGCUGUUGCACUGGAGAAAAAGUUACAGUAUGCUACCAAUUAUUUCCUAAUGUCCCUGGCAGUGGCUGAUUUGCUGGUUGGAUUGUUUGUGAUGCCGAUUGCCCUCUUGACAAUAAUGUUUGAGGCUAUGUGGCCCCUCCCACUCGUCCUAUGCCCUGCCUGGUUAUUUCUUGACGUUCUUUUUUCUACUGCAUCCAUCAUGCAUCUCUGCGCCAUUUCAGUGGAUCGUUACAUAGCCAUCAAAAAGCCAAUCCAGGCCAAUCAAUAUAACUCACGAGCUACAGCAUUCAUCAAGAUUACAGUGGUGUGGUUAAUUUCAAUAGGCAUUGCCAUUCCAGUCCCUAUUAAAGGUAUAGACACUGAUGUGGGUAACUCAAACAACAUCACUUGUGGGCUGACAAAGGAUCGUUUUGGCAAUUUCAUGCUCUUUGGCUCAUUGGCUUCCUUCUUUACACCUCUGGCAAUCAUGAUUGUCACCUACUUUCUCACUAUCCAUGCUUUACAGAAGAAAGUUUACUUGGUCAAAAACAAGCCACCUCAACGCCUAAUGUGGUUGACUGUGUCCACAGUUUUCCAAAGGGAUGAAACACCUUGCUCAUCACCAGAAAAAGUGGCAAUGCUGGAUGGUUCUCACAAGGACAAAACCCUGCCCAAUGCAAGUGAUGACAUACUUAUGCGAAGAACGUCCACAGUAGGAAAAAAGUCAGUACAGACCAUUUCCAAUGAACAGAGAGCCUCAAAGGUUCUAGGGAUUGUGUUUUUCCUCUUUUUGCUUAUGUGGUGCCCCUUUUUUAUUACAAAUGUAACUUUAGCUUUAUGUGAUUCCUGCAACCAGACUACUCUCAAAAUGCUCCUGGAGAUAUUUGUGUGGAUAGGCUAUGUUUCCUCAGGGGUGAAUCCUCUGGUCUACACCCUCUUCAACAAGACAUUUCGGGAUGCAUUUGGCCGGUACAUCACCUGCAAUUACCGGGCCACAAAAUCGGUAAAAACUCUCAGAAAAUGCUCCAGUAAUGUGUACUUCCAGAAUCCAAUGGCAGAGAACUCUAAAUUUUUUAUGAAACAUAGCAUGCAAAAUGGCAUUAAUCCUGCCAUGUACCAGAGCCCAAUGAGUCUCCGAAGUUCAACCAUUCAGUCUUCAUCAAUCAUUUCACUAGAUACACUUCUCACCGAAAAUGAAGGUGACAAAACUGAAGAGCAAAUCAGUUAUGUAUAG